Rasamsonia emersonii CBS 393.64 is the source of this 3837-nucleotide messenger RNA. Its product is annotated as Cation chloride cotransporter. The record is from RefSeq and is a predicted model, not a curated record. Gene Ontology annotation, molecular function: potassium:chloride symporter activity. The transcript has 4 exons. Gene Ontology annotation, cellular component: membrane. Bases 1 to 3837 code for a protein of 1278 amino acids. Gene Ontology annotation, biological process: potassium ion import across plasma membrane; chloride ion homeostasis; cell volume homeostasis. Lineage: Eukaryota; Fungi; Ascomycota; Eurotiomycetes; Eurotiales; Trichocomaceae.
AUGGCCGCGGAGGGCAUGGAGUCGCCUCCAAAGGCGAGCGCCGCCCGACACCGGCCCAUUUUCUCGACUCGCACGGCCGCCGAAGACGUGUCGAGGCUGGCCCCGAGUGACUCGGUCGCCCUGUCGCCCGAGGACAGCAAUCGUCGUUUCCAUCUGCAUGUCUCUGCCGCUGCAAACCCGUACCAGCCUUUGACCUCGGCCUCCCGACCGUCUCCACGGCGCCAUGCCCGUACCCGGAAUCUGCUCGACAGCCUGGCCCAAUGGUGGUAUGGCCCGGCUCAUCACGACGAGGAGAGAGACCUGCGAGGGAGACCGCUGGAGCGCGAUCAUACGGAGGAUACAGACCCCAAGAAAGAGCGCAAUCGGCAUAGGCCUCGCACAAAUGCAACGGGACCGUCGGAGAAGCUGGGGACAUUCUCCGGGGUCUUUGUACCCACGACGCUCAAUGUCCUGAGCAUCCUGAUGUUCCUCCGGUUUGGGUUCAUUCUGGGACAGGGUGGCGUGCUGGGCAUGAUGGGCAUGCUGAUCGGCGCGUACAUCAUCAACCUUUUGACAACCAUGUCCAUCUCUGCCAUUGCGACAAACGGGACGGUGCGUGGUGGAGGUGCCUACUAUUUGAUAUCUCGCUCUCUGGGACCCGAGUUUGGCGGCUCCAUCGGCGUCGUGUUUUAUAUGGGAUUCGUUUUCAACACGGGCAUGAAUGCUCUUGGUCUGGUCGACUGCUUCAUUGAGAAUUUUGGAACCGAUUCGGGAUCCUGGUUCCAGUUCCUGCCAGAAGGAUUUUGGUGGCAGUAUGUCUGGGGCACGAUUGUUCUGGUCCUGUGCACGGCCAUCUGCCUGGCGGGCAGCUCCAUCUUCGCCAGGGCCAGCAAUGGGCUGCUUGCGAUUCUCCUCAUGGCCACAUUCAGCAUUCCCUUCUCUGCCAUUUUCAUGCAGCCUUUCCGGGACCCCCAGCUGGGUGUAGAAUUUACCGGCUUGAAGCUGCGGACGUUCCUUGAAAAUCUCAAACCGCGUCUCACCAAGGGCGCUGCGGGGAGCCAAAUUCGGGGCAGGGCGAAUUUCCAAGACUUGUUUGGGAUCCUAUUCCCCGCUACGGGAGGCAUCUUUGCCGGCGCGAGCAUGUCCGGCGAUCUGAAGAAUCCCAGCAAAUCGAUUCCCAAAGGGACGCUGGCCGGAUUGGGUCUCACUUUCUUUACAUACACCGUCGUCAUUCUCUCCAUGGCGGCUUCAAUCACCAGGCAGUCUUUUUACAACAACGUCAACGUCAUCCAGAUUACAAACAUCUCAGGAAUUGUCGUGCUGCUCGGGGAAUUUGCGUCCUGCUUUUUCUCUUCCUUGAUGGGAGUGAUCGGGUCUGCAAAGCUUCUCCAGGCAAUCGCCCGGGACAACCUGAUCCCUGGGCUGUCCAUCUUCAGCGAGGGUAACAAGAAAACCGGCGAGCCCACCUACGCGAUCAUUUUCACCUUUGUCGUCACACAGGUGACGAUGCUGUUUGACAUCAACCGAAUCGCUUCCUUCAUCACCAUGACCUACCUGAUGACCUUUCUAGCCACCAAUCUCGCCUGUUUCCUGCUGAAGAUUGGCUCCGCACCCAAUUUCCGACCUUCAUUUCACUAUUUCAACUGGCAGACGGCUGCGGCUGGUGCGCUCAUUAGCGGUGCCAGCAUGUUCUUUGUGGAUGGAAUCUACGCCACGGGCUGUGUUGUUAUUCUGGUCGUUUUGUUCUUGCUGAUACACUACACGUCGCCGCCCAAGUCGUGGGGGGACGUCAGUCAGAGCCUGAUAUAUCACCAGGUGAGGAAGUACUUGUUACGGCUGCGGCAGGAACAUGUCAAGUUUUGGCGACCUCAGAUCCUUCUUUUCGUGCACGACCUGGAGACGCAGUACAAGAUGAUUUAUUUCUGCAAUUCGCUGAAGAAAGGGGCCUUGUUCGUGUUGGGUCAUGUCAUCGUGACCGAUGAUUUCUCCAGCGCGGUCCCAGAGGCGCGCCGUCAGCAGACCGCAUGGGCGAAAUUUAUCGAAUACUCCAAGGUCAAGGCAUUUACUAAUAUCUCAGUGGCUCCCACGGCAGAAUGGGGGGUUCGCAAUACCGUUUUGAACUCAGGUCUAGGCGGGAUGAGGCCGAAUAUUGUGGUGAUUGACCAGUUUCGCCGGGAGCAGGGCCUUGUGGAGAUCUUUCAUCCGCCGUCACGCAGGCGACACUCCAAAUCCAGAAGCAUCUCGCUCAGUCGAAGAGACUUGGGGGAUGAUUUCUCGGAAGCAGGGAUCCCGAAUGGCGCAAUGAGUGCGCAGAGCUACUUGACCAUCCUCGAGGACCUGUUGUUCAAGCUUCGAAUCAACGUGGCUGUUGCUCGAGGGUUUGAAAACUUGGAACUGCCAGACUCGAAAGGACGGAACACGAAGAGAUUUAUCGACCUGUGGCCCAUUCAGAUGUCGGCCGAGCUUGCCACAGACAGCGAGAGCAAGCAAAAUGUCCUGACGACCAACUUCGACACGUACACCCUGAUCUUGCAGCUGGGCUGCAUUCUCCACACGGUGCCGUCGUGGAAGAAGACGUACAAGUUGCGAGUGGUCGUCUUUGUAGAGUAUGAGACUGAUGUGGAGGAGGAGCGCGGACGGGUCGAGACGCUCUUGGAGAAAUUGCGCAUCGAGGCGGAAGUGCUCGUCUUUGCCCUCGCCAGCAGUGACCUGCAGACAUUUAAGGUCAUUGUCAAUGGCGACACGUCGUCUGUAACUGCAGAGGGCCUGGAGAAGGUCAAUUCGGUAUUGAAAGAGGAGAGCUGGUGGCAGGACAUUCAGACAUUCCGGGAGAGCUUUCAAGACCCGCAACGUCAGGGGCAGACGAGCAAGGCUGCAAAGCUCCUGGGGGCGAUGCCCUACUGGCCGGCAGCCUCAUUCCAGCAAGGCGGACAGAGACCUGCUGGACAGCAACGCUUCGAGGGGCUGAAGAAACUGGUGCAAUCCGCCAAGCAGCAGCGCAGACGAUCCAUCUCCAGCUUCCGGGGCAUGAAUGUGAAUCUGGGCAUGCAGACCCAUCGGCUGCUGGACUCGUUCGUCGACUACCACUCUGACACUAGCGAGGACUCGUCCAGCACGGAGGACGCCGAGUUUGAGCCGUACGCGAGCGAUGCAGAGGGUGACGAGACUGACGACGACGGUGGAAACACGCCCCGAACAGGGACGGUGUCUCCAUCCCCGAGCCGGCCUCGAUCAAGGCUGAGACGGUCUCAAAGCGCUCAUUUGUUGCGGAGUGAACAAGAAGAGACGACUGUCUCCGACAUGGCUUCUCAGGAACCAGGUCCUACUGAAAACGUUCCUACCAUUACAGCACCAGGAGAGACAGCAGACACACCACCAGUCCCGCCACGGCCCCCAAUCCUUCGAACAGCAUCCGGCAAUCGAUUCACGUCGUCUCCCAUCCCCAAAGCGCGAGUCAACCCUACCGAAGGGACAGGCCCAUCGAUCAUGUUCUCCGACUCGCCCGUCGCCAGUCAUCCUCCACAUGCAGACUUCCCCUCGACAUCCUCUCCUCAGCGGGAAUCCAUCUACACGCGGCAUACGCCCUCGGCGACAGGCUUCCCCGCGCAAGCCGCCAUGCCGCUGUCCUUCAACGACCUCCCCUGCCGGGCGCAGCACCUGAUCCUGAACGAGCUGAUGAUCCGUCAGAGCGGCGAGACGGCCGUCAUGUUCACGACGCUCCCGUCGCCGAUCGAGGGGACCUGCGCGGACGAGGCGGGCAGCGAGGCGUACGUCAGCGACAUGGAGGUGCUCUGUCGGGACCUACCGCCUUGUCUGCUGGUGCAUAGUAACAGUAUGACUGUGACGAUGAAUUUGUAA